Messenger RNA from Lolium perenne, 423 nucleotides. NCBI's taxonomy places the organism in Eukaryota, Viridiplantae, Streptophyta, Magnoliopsida, Poales, Poaceae. The record is from RefSeq and is a predicted model, not a curated record.
AUGGCCCGCUCCGGCCUGCUCCGCCUUGCUCCGCCCCGGCUCCGCCCCGCCCCGACCUGCUCUGCCAGCCCCGCCCUGCUCCGCCUCGCCCCGCCAUGGCCCGCUCCGGCCUGCUCCGCCUUGCUCCGCCCGGCUCCGCCCCGCCCCGACCUGCUCUGCCCGCCUCGCCUCUGCUCCGCCUCGCCCCGCCAUGGCCCGCUCCGGCCUUGCUCCGCCCGGCUCCGCCCCGCCUCGACUCUGCUCGCCCGCCCCGCCUCGCUCCGCCUCUGCCCCGCCAUGGCCCGCUCGGCCUUGCUCGCCCGGCUCCGCCCCGCCCCGACCUGCUCUGGCCCGCCCCGCCCUGUCCCGCCCCGGCCUGCUCCGCCCCUGUCCUGUCCCGCCCCGCCCUGCUCCGCCCUACUCCAGAACAUCGAUAGCCGGUGA